GGUUGGCUUCUGGCUUGGGUUGGCUUUGGCUACUAAAAAAUGGCAGACGACGAGCAUGAAACUAAUGGUGAUUCUGAUGAAGCCAACCAAAAUAAUGAUGAAGCUGCCCAGAAGAAAGCAGCUCGUUUCGAUAAUGCCACUGCCGGGGAUUUAGAAAAGAUUACUGACUAUGCUGAAGAAAAGGAAAUUAUAUCCACGGAUGAAUUUCAAGGUGCUAUGACUAUCAUUGGGGAUCAAAGAAAUAAGGAGAUAGCAGAAAAAAUGGCCAAAGAAAAGGAGUUGCUCAAAGUCAUCAUAAAGAAAGAAGAUGUAGAUUUAAUCGUAAAAGAAACAUUGAUUUCACAAAGUUUGGCUGAGCGCACGUUAAGAGAACACUGUGGAAAUGUUGUCAACGCUCUAAUCGCACUGACAGAAUAGACUUAUGUACAUUGUUUUCUUUUAUACCUCACUGUAUGUAAUAUUGUUUUGGUCCAAUUAAAUUAAUUGAAUG
This is a messenger RNA of Macrosteles quadrilineatus (aster leafhopper), 490 nucleotides long. RefSeq names its product huntingtin-interacting protein K. Gene Ontology annotation, biological process: negative regulation of apoptotic process; protein stabilization. Bases 40 to 417 code for a protein of 125 amino acids. The record is from RefSeq and is a predicted model, not a curated record. NCBI's taxonomy places the organism in Eukaryota, Metazoa, Arthropoda, Insecta, Hemiptera, Cicadellidae. The transcript has 3 exons.